AUUGAAAAUUAGGAGGACGAUAACAGGCGGCAGCAAGAUCGAAUAUUAAUGAAAAGAUAUAUUGCAAGUAAAUUCUCUCUCGCGUACUCGCGUAACCAACUCAUACAAAUCAUCCGUUGCAUUUUGCAGGAGGAUGCUGCGGCUCCAUGAGAAAGAGAACUAUCGUCGGCGGAUACGCGUUCACCUGGUGGUUCGUCACUGAUGUACAGCGGUUAUCGCUGGAAGUGAUGACUUUGAAUCCGGUGUGCGAGAGCGUGGAAACGGCACAAGGAGUACCGUUAACGGUCACUGGAGUGGCACAAUGCAAAGUCAUGAAGGCCGACGAAUUAUUGCACACUGCCAGUGAACAGUUUCUCGGCAAGAGUGUUCACGAAAUCAAAUCCACGAUCCUGUCCACUUUAGAGGGUCAUCUUCGAGCUAUACUUGGAACGCUCUCCGUGGAAGAGGUCUAUAAGGAUCGAGAUCAAUUUGCGGCUCUUGUGCGGGAGGUCGCUGCGCCGGAUGUUGGUCGCAUGGGCAUUGAAAUUCUCUCGUUCACGAUAAAGGACGUUUACGAUGAGGUUCAAUAUUUAACAUCACUUGGCAAAGCCCAGACGGCUGCUGUUAAAAGAGAUGCCGAUGUGGGCGUUGCCGAGGCGAAUCGAGAUGCCGGCAUCAGGGAAGCGGAAUGCGAAAAAUCAGCGAUGGACAUAAAAUAUAACACUGAUACUAAGAUAGAGGACAACGCGAGACUCUAUCAAUUGCAGAAGGCUAAUUUCGAUCAAGAAGUAAAUACAGCGAAAGCCGAAGCCCAGUUAGCUUACGAACUUCAAGCGGCGAAGAUAAAACAGCGGAUACGAAACGAGGAAAUACAAAUUGAAGUUGUAGAAAGACGUAAGCAAAUCGAAGUCGAGGAACAGGAAGUUCGUCGAAAAGAGCACGAACUUCAGAGCACAGUGCGUUUACCAGCCGAAGCUGAAUUUUAUAAAAUGGGAAGGAUAGCCGAGGGAAAAAGAACCCAAACUGUGAGUGCAGCAAAAGCCGAAGCAGAGAAGAUUCGAUUGAUCGGGGAGGCUGAAGCUCACGCUUUGGAGGCUGUCGGUGUAUCAGAGGCCGAACGCAUGCGAAUGAAAGCAGCGAUUUACAAGAAGUAUGGCGAUGCAGCAAUACUCAACAUCACUUUGAAUGCCUUACCAAAGAUCGCGGCCGAAGUCGCGGCGCCAUUAGCGAGAACGGAAGAAAUUGUGCUUCUCGGCGGCAGCGACGCGACUAGUGGAGAACUUACGCGUCUCGUAGGGCAAGUACCUCCAGCUGUACAAGCGCUGACUGGCGUAGAUCUUUCCAAAGUAUUAGGAAAAAUACCAGGCGCUAAGUAAUACCAGACAGUGUGAGUUUAAGGAUGGCGAUCAAGCGAACAAACUUGGAACAGGUUGAAAAGGGCAAAACUUGUACUGCCAAAGAUUUCUCUGCUACUCUAUCAUCUAGCGACGAUUUUUCCUCCGCUUUUUCCUCUUUCUCGAAUUUUGCUCUACCUCAAGUCCAAUCAAAGCAGCAUCAUACGCCAGUGGACACGUUUUCUUAUCUCUUAUCGCGCGAAUAAAUAUAUUCGAGUUGCUCGCAUCGUAUUCGCACGUUAUCUUAAACAUGAUGCGUAUGUAUGCGAUAUGUUACAUUUUGUUGAUGUAAUAUCGAUGUAAUCGUGAUUUAUGGGACGGGCGACUAACGCGAACCGAAUUAUGAUAUCGAUAAUUAUGAACCGAUACAAAUCAAUUAUGAAAAGUACAUGUUCUCACAAACACACACACAUGCACGCACGCACGCACGCACGCACGCACGCACGCACGCACGC
Molecule: messenger RNA, 1828 nt
Organism: Pogonomyrmex barbatus (red harvester ant)
Lineage: Eukaryota; Metazoa; Arthropoda; Insecta; Hymenoptera; Formicidae
Gene: Flo2
Product: flotillin-2
Biological process (GO): protein localization to plasma membrane; regulation of myoblast differentiation
Cellular component (GO): flotillin complex; cytoplasmic vesicle; plasma membrane
Molecular function (GO): protease binding
Source: RefSeq, a predicted model, not a curated record